AUAGUUACAUUGGAAAUGCAUCACCCCAAAGUAAUGAAGGUGUGCAAUUAGCUAGAUUGAAUAUGUGAUUAGAAUAUUUUCCAUGUUUUAGAUCAAUAAGACAAGUUGUUUAAUAUACUUAAUGAUGAUUAUUAUCAACAUUUAGCUAACUUUUUUUUAUUGAGCUUUGCACUCUACAAACCUUAUAAAUAUAGAUUAGCUAGUGUUAGGAACAAUACUUACAAAGAUAAAGGUUACAUUAUUUCCAGGUUUUGAGGAAAGCUCGUCAAGUAACCAAUGAUGAAGCAAAGGUUGGAGGGUAAGGUGGCACUAAUAACAGGUGCAGCCAGUGGAAUUGGCGAAGAAACGGUGAAAUUGUUCGCCGAAAAUGGAGCAUUAGUUAUUGCAGUCGACAUUCAAGAUGAAUUGGGUCAUCAAGUUGCAUCUUUAGUAGGCUUAGAUAAGGUAACCUACCAUCAUUGUGACGUGCGUGACGAAAAACAGGUUGAAGAAACAAUUAAUUUCACUUUGGAAAAACAUGGUCGCAUCGAUAUUUUGUUUAGUAAUGCAGGAAUAUUAGGCUCUUUAUCUGGAAUACUCGAGCUUGAUCUAAAUGAAUUUGAGAAAACCAUGGCUACAAAUGUUUUAGGUGCAGCCGCUACAAUUAAGCACGCGGCACGUGCCAUGGUUGCGAAAAAUAUCCGCGGAUCGAUCAUAUGUACUACUAGUGUUGCGGCUUCUAUCGGUGGAACAGGUCCUAGUGGUUAUACUGCAUCAAAACAUGCUCUUUUAGGACUUGUGAAAUCAGCAUGUAGUGAACUUGGUGGUUAUGGAAUUAGAGUUAAUAGUAUAUCACCUUUUGGUGUUGGAACACCUCUUACAUGUACAGCUUACAAUCUUGAAUCUGAAGAAGUUGAAGCUGCUAGUAGUGUUUAUGCUAAUUUGAAGGGUAUUGUGUUGAAGGCUAAGCAUAUUGCAGAAGCAGCUUUGUUUCUUGCUUCUGAUGAAGCUGUUUAUGUCAGUGGUCAUAACUUGGUGGUUGAUGGUGGUUUCUCCGUGGUUCGUAGUGCUUGACGGCGUGAUUUUAACAAAAAGUUACACUUUGAAGUUUCAAUAAAAUUACGGGAUUUCGUUAUACUCAAUAUGAUUCCAAACAUGCAUCAAAAUGUUAUAUGCAUCAAACUAUAUGACUAGAACUUUCCAUUUUCAUGUUUAAUUUGCUUUGUAAUUUAUUUUCUUGGGUUAAAGCGAAGGUUCUUAGCUACAAUGUCUCGGCCCCUCACUACUCACUACUUCCUCCGUGACAAAAUAUAAGUAAAAUUUAUCUUUUUAGGUUCAUUACAUAAUUAAUGUAUUUGGUCGAUGAGAUUUUUUUUUUUUUUUAUUGUACCCAUCUUGUGCCACCAAUUUCUUGUUUUGUAAGAUUUAUUUAUAAUUAUUGGU
Molecule: messenger RNA, 1422 nt
Organism: Trifolium pratense (red clover)
Lineage: Eukaryota; Viridiplantae; Streptophyta; Magnoliopsida; Fabales; Fabaceae
Product: short-chain dehydrogenase reductase 3b-like
Exons: 2
Coding region: 277-1053 (258 amino acids)
Source: RefSeq, a predicted model, not a curated record